AUGGAUUUCAUCAAGACCAGUUCCCUGCGUGCUCUGAUUGAGUUAACUUUCCAACGCAAGUGGAACGGCCUCAUUUGGAUGAGUAGAAAAGGAGUUAUAGCCAAAAGAGUGAAGACUGUCCAGACGGCUCUAUCGAGAAUCAGCGCCAAGCCGUGCAGACCGGCUGGCCGAGGAACGAAUGUUCCGCGCUCGGCCAAAGUCCAACCGUCCGUCCAAGCUCGGCCGAUCACAUCACGACCCGGGAAACAUGUCCCGCGGUCGGCCAAGCCACAACCACUCACGACGCCGCGCACGACCAUGCCGCGCGAGCCGGGAAGCAACCCUCGCGGCCGCGCAACCCUCACGUACCACGGCCGAUGCGCCGUCCGAGCCGGGAAAGACGUCCCACGUCCGGCCGAGAAACAUCGGCCAAAUCUUCAUCCGUCCGACCACAGCCGGCCGACCACGAAACAUCCGGCCACGACCGUUCCGACCCGACGGCCAGACCCGAUGUCCGGCCGACCGUCCCGACCGACCGUCCGAACGUCCGAACGGUCGACCCGAAGCCGUUUUUGA
Microthlaspi erraticum is the source of this 555-nucleotide messenger RNA. Lineage: Eukaryota; Viridiplantae; Streptophyta; Magnoliopsida; Brassicales; Brassicaceae. The record is from the annotation of a GenBank genome assembly.